GACUUCUCAGUUGAGGAAUAGGAAUAGUAAUGUUGGAGUUGGAAUCUGAUAAAUGAUUUUAGAUAUGUAUAAAAAAUUACACGAAUUGAUGUAAAAUUAUGUACACUAGUAACUGAUUGAAUAGAGAUUUAAAUUUUACACGGUUUUUUGGCUUUAUUAAUUGGACGCAAAAUGUCUGGAUUCGAUGAAAACCCAUUUGGUGAGCCUACGUUGGAUAACCCUUUCGCCGACCCUGCAAUUCAGCAAGUAACCAAUCAGACUACAAAUGUUCAGCGGGGCCUCGAUGAGUAUAAUCCAUUUGCUGACCAACCUUCAGCACAGCGUCCAUCAACUGUGGUACGCGGAGCGAGUAAUCCUCCCGGCUACGGCUCGCAGACGCAACAGCCGGCCAUUAUGCAUGCCACCCAGGAGCUUCCUCCCCCCUACUCCCGAACGGCCCAGCAACAGCAGGCUGCCCAAGCAUCACAGUUCACCACUGCUGAACUCCAGAGGGAAUUAGAGCGCAAACAAGAGGAAUUAGAACGCAAAGCAGCUGAAUUGGCCAGGCGUGAAGCAGAACUAAGAAACGCACCCUACAAUGUUAGAAGAAACAACUGGCCUCCUCUGCCUGAGAACUGCUGUGGGUUCCAGCCUUGCUUCUACCAGGACAUCAACGUCGAAAUACCCACCGAAUUCCAGACGAUCGUGCGCCAUCUUUAUUAUCUGUGGCUGUUCCACGCUUGCCUGAUGAUAGUGAAUGUUUUCGGUGGUCUGCUGCUGCUAGUGCAUCAUCAUGAUUUCGGCACCAUGACAGCUGGCAUCGUCUACACCAUCAUUUUCACACCCUUCUCCUACUUGUGCUGGUUUCGGCCUGCCUAUAAGGCUUUCAGAAACGAUAGCUCUUUCAACUUUAUGGUCUUCUUCUUCAUUUUCUUCAUCCAGUUCAUCAUCACAGUGAUUCAGACCCUUGGAAUGCCUGGAGGCGGAACCUGUGGCCUAGCAACAGCCAUAAUGACCCUGAUGGAGGGAACUCCGAGCGGCAUUGUGAUUGGCCUGUUUCUGCUGGUCCUUGGUCUUGGAUUCGGCACUGCUGCUCUGCUCGACCUCCUUCUACUCACCAAGGUGCACCGCAUCUAUCGGUCGACGGGCGCCAGCUUCGCUAAGGCUCAACAGGAGUUCACGUCUGAGUUCCUGCGUAACGAACACGUGCGGACGGCGGCUGGCUCUGCCAUGUCGGCUGCCGUCUCGUCGCAGUUCCAGCCGUCUGCCACCACCCCGCCCGCCCAGCAACUGCCCCGGUACUAGGCGACAAACGUUGAAUACUGCUCGCACCUAGACUACAGGGGCACCCGCUGUACUUGAUUACCUAUAUAACAACACAUCUUUAUCAACACUAUUGUUGACCUGGUGAAAAACUAAAAAUGACACUUUCUUGCUUUUGCUAAUUUAGUUCAACUUGAAAAAGUGUGCAUGAUAAUUAUCAUCUACAUCGAUAUAAUGUUAUUAUAUAUUAUAAUUCAUCCUACCAUUGACUUGUAAAUUGUUUAUUAGUUUCAAUAAUCAAAUGGUAUGAUGCAAAUGCUGUUAUAUACUCCAAGGGCCGGUUUCCUAGCUCGGGAUUUUGGCCCGCCGCAAAGUAGACCCACGCUAAUCGACGAAAAGCAACCCACGCCGUGGGAUGUUUUGUGAACCAUUGCUAGGCUUCUCCAGACAUCUGUGUAAUGAUAAUAAUACAUGCAAUGAAUAAUCUACUUGUCAGCUGAUAGAUUAAGAAUAAUUCCAUAGCAAUGGUUUACAAAAAAUACCACGGCGUCGGUUGCAGUGGCGUGGAUUAGCGUGGGUCUACUUUGCGGCGGACCUUAGCCAAGUUCUAGACUUUAAACAGUUGGAGUCAGAAAAUUGGCAUUCCGAAACGAGGCGUAGUCGCAGUUUUUAUUAUAAUCUUUAUUUUCUCAUUUCUAUGAUUGGAAACGUUUUUCCUUGACGAAAGGGAACAUUCCUAAAUAAUUCAAAACCGGAGUCCAUGUUUAAAUUAGAUUUCGAAAAACUUGAAAUUUGAUAACAAAAUAAAAUAAAGAUAAAAUAGUGUAAAGUUUCAGCUAUUUUUGAAUUAUUUUAGGAAGUUUUAUUUCGUCAAGGAAAAACGUUUCCAAUUAGAGAAAUGAGAAAAUAAAGAUGAACAUAAAAACAGUGACCAAGCCCCGUUUCGGGAAGCCAAUUUUCUGACUCCAGCUGUUUAAAGUUCAGUACUUAGCUGAAUCCCGAGCUCGGGAACCGGCCCUCAGUUUGUUUAUUAGACAUAAUUGAUAUAAUGUUACUACUCACAGUUUUGAGGUUUAGCUUGAUCUAUAGUAAGUGCACAAGAGGAAUUUGUUUCGCGCAUGCGCAGUGAAACAUAUAGGCCGCCAACUGUAUUAAGCCACACCAUUGUAUUCUGAACGGUACCUCAGAGCUAGAGGAUCGUAAGUCCAUUUUUAGACAAAAUAACGAUGUUUUUAGUGGGUCUUGCUCAGUUUUUUGAACUCUAUAGAUUGAAGAUAGAUUCGUAAGUCCUCCGAAGGUGAUUGUUUUGAAGAUAGCCACAGCUAAAAGAGCGUAAGUCCAGUAAGCAUUGAAACUGAAACAACGUGAGUCCAAUAAUUGACAAGUAAGUGUAAUGCUGAUUUGACUUACGCUCUUUUAGCCCCGGCUGGGAGUGUAAUACUUUUGGGCUCUCCUGAACAAUUAGCCGUUUGAGACUUACGCCCUUCUAACACUGAGGUACAGUGAGGUAUUGUCAUGAAAAUCUUCUAUAAUAUGACACCACAUCGUAUUUAUAUCAAAUUCUCCUUCAUGGCCCGGUUGCACAAAAGCAUGUCAAGUUUUGAUCAUUAUUAAAUCCCACGAGAACCAAGGUAUUUUUGAAAGAAGUCUUCUCUAAUUAAUAA
Molecule: messenger RNA, 2906 nt
Organism: Nilaparvata lugens (brown planthopper)
Lineage: Eukaryota; Metazoa; Arthropoda; Insecta; Hemiptera; Delphacidae
Gene: Scamp
Product: secretory carrier-associated membrane protein 1-like
Exons: 11
Coding region: 172-1284 (370 amino acids)
Biological process (GO): protein transport
Cellular component (GO): recycling endosome membrane; trans-Golgi network membrane
Source: RefSeq, a predicted model, not a curated record